GGUUCAUUGCAAGAAGAAGAAGAAAAAGGCGCCUUUUUUAGGAUGUUAGGUUUCUCCUACUGCGUGAAUUUAUAUUAAACCUUUAUAAAAUUAUAGCACUUUAUAAUCGAUGAAAACAAAAUGCAGAAGAGAUUUUCAAUAAAUACUUCACUGAAAAAUGCAAAUAUUUUUGAUGAUGAUGCUUGGCAUGAAGUAAAUGGUGUUCAAGUGAAGAAAGAAGUUAAACAAGAAAAAAUUGAUGAUGAGUUUGAAUACAAUACAGCUCAUCAAAAUGGGGUUUGCGAUAGGACAAUCAAGCAAGAACCAGGUUCUUCAGAUGAGAAAGAUAAAAGUGAAUCAUUUAUGUUAGACGGCAGAACCACUCUUAAACAAGAAACAAUAUCACCAAGCAAAGUGAAGGCAGAAACAAAACAUUUGUUCGAUGAGUCUCCUUUUAACAAACAUGUGUUUGAAUGUCUGAAAUUGAAGGAAUCUACAAUUCAAUCAGGGGCCGAAGUUAAGGACAAUAGACCCGCAGAGGGUAGAUUGACUUUAAAAAGUGCCAAAAGAGAAAUUUUUGCCAGAUCCUCUCCCUACAAAAGAGACCAUGACUCUCAUUUUGCCCAGAGAGCUUCAGUAAUGGAUCGUUUAGGUCCAAAAGUUUCUAACCAAUUAGGUUCGAUGGGGCAAUCUCGAGAAGACUGCUUUUCCAAAAGGAGGCGAAAAGAUGACGACUACAUAGAGGCCGAUCCUGCAGUUUUGGCCCGCAGGCAAAAGCAAAUCGACUACGGAAAAAAUACUGUAGGCUAUGACAACUACAUUAAGACAGUACCGAGAAGCGAACGGAAAUUAGAUGAUCCACGAACCCCCAACAAAUUUAAACGUUACUCAAGAAAAGGUUGGGAUGGUUUAAUAAGGCAGUGGCGGAUACGCUUACAUAACUACGAUCCGAUUGAUUCAUAAAUUUUUCUUAGAUUUUAUGUAGAUAUAUGUAUUCCGUCUUUAAUUUUCUAUAAAAUUAUAUGCAGAUUUUUUGGUGAGUAGUCUAGACAAGUUUUUUUUUUAUUCGCCGACCUUUAAUUUUUUUAGUAGAUACGACUAUCGAUUUUAUUUUGCAAUGGCACUAAUUUUUUUUUUGGUUUAAUCCAACAGUCCUUCAGCUAAUAUAUUUUUCUAGAUUUCUAAAUCUUGGUCCCAUAACAUCAAUGUUUGCGAAUUUAUUUCCCAAUGGUUACACUGCUUAAUAUAAACAAACAUUCUCGUUUUACAUGAUUGACAUGAAACUUUGACCAGCGUGUAUAAGCGACAAUAAAGCAUUAU
Messenger RNA from Cylas formicarius (sweet potato weevil), 1299 nucleotides. It is a transcript of the gene Slbp, whose product is annotated as histone RNA hairpin-binding protein. Gene Ontology annotation, cellular component: cytoplasm; histone pre-mRNA 3'end processing complex. The record is from RefSeq and is a predicted model, not a curated record. Gene Ontology annotation, molecular function: histone pre-mRNA stem-loop binding; mRNA binding. Gene Ontology annotation, biological process: mRNA transport; mRNA 3'-end processing by stem-loop binding and cleavage. The transcript has 4 exons. Bases 121 to 942 code for a protein of 273 amino acids. NCBI's taxonomy places the organism in Eukaryota, Metazoa, Arthropoda, Insecta, Coleoptera, Brentidae.